GAGAGGAACCCACAGCAUUGCGUCCUGGGAAAACUUACCGAAACCCCUGUUUUCUUCUUCAGCCUUCUAUUUUCCUCGCGAAGGCGCACACCUCUAAAUCUCAACUCUACCGGAGAAUUCACCACAUUAGGGUUUUCUCUCUCUCUCUCUCUCUCUCUCUUCCCUGGUAAGAUCUCCGACCCCAAAUCUUCUGUUUCUUUCAUUUUUUUUUUUUUGCUGUUAGAUGAUGCUUUCUUUGGAAUUCUAGACACACUUUUACUUCCCAACUCACUUGAAAAUUUAACAAACAAAAAACCCUAACUUCCAAGAAUGGACGACGGCGACGGAGCCGAUCAGUUCCACCGUAACGAGGCCAUCUCGGCCGUCGCCGACGACGGCUUUUUAGCCGAGGAGGACGACGACUACGAGGACCUCUACAACGAUGUGAAUGUCGGCGAGGGGUUUUAUCAGUCUAUGAGAAAGAACGAGGAUUUAGGGUUUAAAAACGAGGCCGUGGAGGAGAAGAAGGUUGAGUUGCCGGAGGUUUCGGCUCCGCAACUUCAAGGCGCUCCGAUACCGAGCUCCGGGGGCGGUGAGGGUAGGGGUUCGGGGUUCGGUAAUCAGAAUCUAGGGUUUAGAGGGAACGAGAUGGGCGCGAAAGGGAGUGGUGGGUUGGGAGGGCCUAUUGGCAGUGGAGGUGGGAUGAGGAUUGAAUUAGGGCAAGCGUCGAGUAAAUUGAAUGAGUUUGAGCACCAAAGUGGGAAUAAUGUUGGUCUUGGGGUUCAAGGGAUUGGUGCUCAGCAUCAGCAACAAUUACAACCGCAAUCGCAACUGCAACCUCCACAGCAACAUCAACAGUUACACGGUGGUGCUGCUGCUGUUGGGAGUGUGGGAAAUGUGGGGAAUGAGGGUUUCUUGAGGCAACCUGGUGGUGUCGGAGGGGGGAAUGUGAACGGUGUUGGUGGGAACAGUGGUCCAGGAGGAGGAUUCAGUGGAGGUGGUGCAGGUGGGGCAACAUUGUAUGUGGGGGAUUUGCACUGGUGGACAACGGAUGCAGAGCUGGAGGCGGAGUUGUGCAAGUAUGGAGCUGUGAAGGAAGUGAAGUUUUUCGAUGAGAAAGCCAGUGGGAAGUCAAAAGGAUAUUGCCAGGUAGACUUCUAUGAUUCUGCUGCUGCCAUGGCCUGCAAGGAUGGGAUGCAUGGGCAUUUGUUUAAUGGGCGGCCAUGUGUUGUUGCUAUUGUAUCACCCUAUAGUGUUAAGAGAAUGGGGGAGGCUCAAGUGAAUAGGAACCAGCAGGUAACCCAAACUGCACAAGCUCAACCAAGGAGGGGGCCUAAUGAUGCUGCUGGGAAUAAAGCUGGUGGGAGUGCCAUAACAACAGGUGGGAAUUAUCAAGGUGGGGAUAAUAACAGCAGAGGUUAUGGGAGAGCUAACUGGGGGCGAGGUAAUUCUCAGGGUAUGGGAGGUAGAGGCCCAGGUGGUCCAAUGAGGAAUAGGGGUGGAAUGAGUGGCAGAGGUAUAAUGGGGAAUGGUGGAAACGGGUUUGGGCAAGGUAUGGGGGCAACCCCUCCUUUGAUGCACCCUCAGUCAAUGAUGGGUCAGGGCUUUGAUCCAGCUUUUGGCGCUCCAAUGGGAAGAAUGGGGAGUUAUGGAGGCUUUCCAGGAGCUCCACAGCCUCCUUUCUCUGGGAUGAUGUCUUCAUUCCCACCGGUGGGGGGUGUUGGGCUGCCUGGAGUAGCCCCUCAUGUGAAUCCUGCAUUUUUUGGACGAGGGAUGCCCAUGGGAAUGAUGCCGACAUCAGGUGUUGAUGGGCCUAAUAUGGGAAUGUGGCCAGAUCCUAAUAUGGGGGGUGGAUGGCCUGGUGAGGAGCAUGCUGGUGGCAGAGCUGGGGAGUCUAGUUAUGGUGAGGAAGCUGGUUCUGACCAUCAAUAUGGUGAGGGUAGUCAUGAUAGAGGUGGGUGGCAGAAUGCUAUGAAGGAGAAAGAUAGAGGUUCAGAGAGGGACUGGUCUGGAUCUUCUGAUAGGAGGUAUCGGGAAGAUAGGGAUCAAGGGUUUGACAGAGACAUGCCAAGAGAGAAAGAAGUGGGUCAUGACCAUGAAAGAAGGCAUCGGAAUGAUGUAGAUGUUAAUCGAGAGCGGGACAGAGAGCGUGAUAGGGGCCGAGAACGUUCUCGAGAUCGUGAUCGUGACAGGUACAGGGAAGAUAGAGAAAGAUAUGCUGAUCAUCCUAAAUACAGAGAUCGUGAAACGGUGCACCAGGAUGAAAUAGAAAGGGGGAGGUCUACAAGGACCCAUAAUAAGGCACGCUUAUCUGAAGAUGAUGACCGUCGUUCAAGAUCUAGGGACCGCCGUUCAAGAUCUAGGGAUGUUGAUUAUGGGAAGAGGCGGCGGCUUACUUCUGAGUAGUUUCUUUGUUUUGGUUAGUUCCUUGAGAAACAAAGAAAUGUGAAAGAAACUCUCGGCUUUGGCACGCUUAUUGGACUUUUCUUUGGAUCCUUGUUUCUUCAAUGGCUGCGCUGCUUUCACUUCCUUGCUUCUACAUAACAGGAGUGCAGUUUAAUACUGUGUGGUCAAAGAAGUAGGGUACGCAUGCAUCUGAGAUCAGAGGAAGACCACUGUGGUCAUUGCUAGUUACAUCACAGUUAAGGUCUAUAGAUUUGUAACUUUUAGUUGAAUUGAAUGUGGUUGCCUCUCCUUUCAAUGAUCAUUUAGGCUGCUAAGAUGAUUUUUAUUAUUAUUCUAUACCGUUUUACCCAAUUGGUCUGGGAUUCGAACUGUCUCAUGGUAUUUAUUUGCUGUCUGCUAGAGUUUCCUACCUCCAAAAGAUUUCUAGUGCGGGUACAAAGUGGGUUUCGGACUUCCUAGGUAUUAAAAAACUUGCAAUAUUCGCUUGAGGUUGAUCUAGAUACUUCUUACCAGUAGGAGAGUUAGAAAACUGUCCUUAUUCUGUGUGCAGCUUCUUACUGCAAAUGAUUUGUUUACUUUGAUAUUAUAAGCAACUUGAUUUGGAUCCUGUCUUUGCAUAGCUACACCUAGCUGCCUUCUUGCUCCCUUUGUUCAGUUUUUUGUCAGUAAAAACGCUUGCUUAUUAUUUGUAAUGAUUCUACUUCACAUAUAGUGUAAGAUGCUUCGUGUAAUAUGGUUUUACAUUGUACUAAGGUUCUGCAUUACAUGUAAUAUUUUUGAUCACAUAACUACUGUUUACCCCUUAUUUUGCUUAUUCAGAUGCUUGCCCCGACCACGCCCCCAAUUGUAUCUGUUGAUAUUUCUUGCAUUUGUGAUCCAUCCUUGGCAGUUUCAGACUUUCAGGAUAUGUUAUUAAUGAUUAUCCUAUAUUGCUUUUUUUUUCUGUUUCG
Rosa rugosa (rugosa rose) is the source of this 3335-nucleotide messenger RNA. RefSeq lists its product as uncharacterized. Bases 310 to 2385 code for a protein of 691 amino acids. The record is from RefSeq and is a predicted model, not a curated record. Lineage: Eukaryota; Viridiplantae; Streptophyta; Magnoliopsida; Rosales; Rosaceae. Gene Ontology annotation, molecular function: mRNA binding. Gene Ontology annotation, biological process: mRNA alternative polyadenylation. The transcript is spliced from 2 exons. Gene Ontology annotation, cellular component: mRNA cleavage and polyadenylation specificity factor complex.